This is a messenger RNA of Cervus elaphus (red deer), 930 nucleotides long. RefSeq names its product olfactory receptor 5M3-like. Gene Ontology annotation, molecular function: olfactory receptor activity; odorant binding; G protein-coupled receptor activity. Gene Ontology annotation, cellular component: membrane. The record is from RefSeq and is a predicted model, not a curated record. The transcript has a single exon. NCBI's taxonomy places the organism in Eukaryota, Metazoa, Chordata, Mammalia, Artiodactyla, Cervidae. Gene Ontology annotation, biological process: sensory perception of smell; G protein-coupled receptor signaling pathway.
AUGCUCAACUUCACGGAUGUGAAAGAGUUUAUUCUUUUGGGACUAACCAGUCGUCGGGAAUGGCAAAUUCUCUUCUUUGUCAUUUUCCUGCUGGUCUAUGUGGUCACCGUGGUGGGUAAUAUCGGCAUGAUCCUGUUAAUUAAGGUCAGUCCACAACUCAGCAGCCCCAUGUACUUUUUUCUGAGUCAUUUGUCAUUUGUUGAUGUGUGGUUUUCCUCCAAUGUCACUCCUAAAAUGCUGGAAAACCUGUUAUCCAAGACAAAAAUGAUUUCUUACGCUGGCUGUUUGGUACAGUGUUUCUUCUUCAUUGCUCUUGUCCAUGUAGAGAUAUUUAUUCUUGUUGCGAUGGCCUUUGACAGAUGCAUGGCCACUGGAAGCCCUUUGCUCUAUGGCAGCAAAAUGUCAAGGAUUGUCUGCAUCUGACUGAUUUCCUUCCCUUACGUGUAUGGUUUUCUGACUAGUCUGGCAGCAACAUUAUGGACCUAUGGUUUGUGCUUCUGUGGGAAGAUUGAGAUCAACCACUUCUACUGUGCAGACUCACCUCUCAUCAAAAUGGCCUGUGCUGGAAACUUUGUAAAAGAAUAUACAACGAUCAUACUCGCCGGCAUUAAUUUCUCAUAUUCCCUAACUAUAGCUAUCGCAUCCUAUCUCUUCAUCCUCAUUGCCAUUCUCCAGAUGAACUCGGCGGAAGGGAGGCGCAAGGCCUUUUCCACCUGUGGGUCCCAUCUGACCGUCGUCAUAUUCUACGGAACCCUCAUUUUCAUGUAUCUCAGAUGUCCCACAGAGGAGUCUGUGGAGCAGGGGAAGGUGGUGGCCGUGUUUUACACCACGGUGAUCCCCAUGUUGAACCCCAUGAUCUACAGUCUGAGGAACAAGGAUGUGAAAGAGGCCUUGAACAAAGUGAUCAGCAAAACAUUUUUAAUAAAGUAA